CAAUUUCCAGCUUUAAGAACUCAAUACAGUGAAUUUCAUGGCUGAUGAAGUGACAUGAAAGCAAAUCUCCUUGCCAUUGCUUUGUGUUAUGCUCUUGUCGAACGAGCAGUGCUAACAAAAGUCCCAGUGUUAGCUCGACAACGGAGAACUAUUACACAGUUAAUACUAGACAUCGACAAAACUACGAUCACGUCAACAAAGGAAAUCGUUUCUGGUAUUGAUGAAUCGUACCCUGUUCUCAUCGCAUUGGAUGUUGGGAGGAACAUCUUGGCCUACAUGGAAAGCUGGCUGCGCUCAUCUAGUGGUAACAUUCGUGUAAUUGCUUUGGGUGAUAGCAGCACAGUUCCAUCAUAUAUUCAUCGCAGUAGUGGUGUUGCCGAAGAAACAAUCACUUCACUUGCUAUCGACUGGGUAACUGGCAAACUAUACGUGGGUGUUGAAACAGCUAGUAUACAUAAUGCUGGACGCAUUGAAGUAUGUCCUUUGGUUGAUCAGAUUUCUUGUGCUGUUGCAUUGUAUUCCAAUUUUGAAAAUCAGGAUUCUCGGAUUGAUGCUCUUCAUUCUCUUGUGCUUGACCCAGUUGAUGGCUAUAUGUAUUGGUUGAAUCGUGUGCAUAAACGUAUUGAGCGAGCAUGGAUGGACGGUCGACAUCACGAUCCUCACUGUUUCAAGGAUCAUACCACUGAUGUGGUUGCUACAUCUGCUCUUACACUUGAGCAGGUAAGUCGAAUGCUGUACUAUGUUCGUACCCGGACAUCACUAGAUGAUUCACAAAUUUGGAGAUGUUCAUUAUAUGAUCGUGAAUCGUGUCGAGCGAUUGCCAGUAAAGUCAAUGCUUUCUAUCUCGAUCUUUUCAGUGACUACUUGAUAUGGACGUCGGUCACAAAUCGGAAUUCCGGCAUAACGGUAUGUGAAAAAAUGGACUGUGAUCGUACAACUCGUGAAGUAAUUAAUUCAAGUGGUGUUGAAGCUCUUAUUGUAUUCGAUGAACAGGUUCAACCGCUGAGGCAGUCGUUGAAUCCUUGUCAAUCAAAAAAUGGUGGCUGUUCACACAUCUGCGUGCUGAUUCCUGGUGCACCGUGGCGAUCUUGUCUAUGUCCAGUGGGAGUGCGACUUCUUCAGGAUCGUUUAACUUGCUCACCUAAUGGAAUAGAACGCUUGCUAUACGUGGCGACCACGUCAGGCUUGAUUUUUAUUUCGUUAGAUACAGGGCAUCAUACACCUCUGCCACUUCCAAAUGCCGCUUCUGAGAUACGUGACACUAAAGUUGUGCAUGUCGAUUUUGAUCCAAUCGACAAAAAGUUAUUUAUGAUUGACGGAGACAUGGGUGUAAUUCGUAAAUGUAAUCCAGAUGGCACGGAAAUGGAGGUUUUUGUUGAAGACUCAAAUAAGCUAGUUUCCGAUGCUGUGGCUGUUGAUUGGUUGAAUCGUAAUCUGUAUUGGUUAGAUAGUAACGUUGCACAAAUCAAGAUGCAAAGCUUAUCUAGCAAAGGACGGCAGAUAGUAAUAUCACAUGGAUUGAAACAGCCACGUGGUUUAGCUCUGGAUCCAGAUGGUGGCUACAUGUUUUUUUCAGACUGGCACGAAAGUACAAGUCGUAUUGAGAAAGCAUGGUUAGAUGGCUCCCGUAGACGAGUACUUGUUUCGCUAGAGAAAGAUGCUUGGCCAAAUGGAAUUGUGGUUGAUGCAAAGCAUAAACGGUUAUAUUGGGCAGAAGGAAGUCGAUCACUCAUCAAAUCAGUCGCUCUUGACGGGAAGUUGGAUGUUCAGGUUGUCUCAGAAAGUGUGAAUCAUCCUUAUUCACUUACUAUAUUAGGUAACUCGUUAUACUGUAAUUCAUUGUAUGGUCGUAAGAUAUCAAUGUUUCGUAUACCUCGGCACAAUGAAUCUUUUUUCGAUAUACAACUCUCUGUGGUAUCUGAUUCUGUUAUCUUUGGUCAGAUGGGUAUUCGAGCUGUUAAUCUGAAUCAUAUCCCGGAAGGUAUUUCUCCAUGCCAGAAAAGCAAUGGUGGAUGUUCGCACAUUUGUGUCAAGCUACCAAAUGGCGAAAGAGGCUGUGUUUGUCCGGUUGGCUAUGAGUUGCAAGCAGACAGUACAACAUGCAUUAUGCCUACUGCAUUUCUCAUCUACACACAAAGCCCUGCAGUGAACACAGCUAAUAGCAUCAUGAGAAUUUCUUUGGAGGCAGCUUCGGCUAAUAACCGCCGUAUCAAUAUUGCUGAUAUGACAUCAGUCCCAGUUAGCGUCGAUAUCAACCAGAAUUCCCAGAGAAUUUUUUGGUCGUCAGAAGGACGUGGGAACUCUAUUCGUUCAUUAGUUCAUAGCGCUUUUUUUAACGGCUCUGGUUUGGAAACUGUGUAUGAAGGAAAUGCAGUGAAUUAUAUUGCGGUGGAUUGGAUCACCUCAAAUAUUUAUUGGUGUAAUAUGGAACAGCGUCGAAUUGAAAUGGUUCGUGGCGAUGGGCGUCGUCAUCGUACAAUUGCGUGGGAAAAUAUCGAUCCUCGGCAUCUAGUUAUCCAUCCACUCCAGCGAUUUCUUGUUUUUGUUAAUUAUUACAAUCGGCAAAAAAUCACUAUAAAUAAGAUACCUCUCCACGGCGAGCAAUCAGGAGGUCGAGUUAUUGUUCGGCAGCUGGACACAGUUAAUGCACUUGCGAUUGAUUUUGAUUCUGAAUUGUUGGUGUGGUCAGAAUUGGACGAACGAGGAGGUGGAGUUUCCAUUUCUGACUUCAGUGGGAGAAGCCGUGCUCGUUUAGUAUAUAGUAAACAGUUGUUACCUGCUGCAUUAACUGUUUAUAAUCGGUUAAUAUACAUUGCCAAUAUGAAUAACAAUACUAUCGAUCUGUAUAACGGUCACACAUUAGCAGUUUUGCAUGAUGGUGUCAGUCAUGUUACGAAUCUUGCUGUUGCUCAUGGACAGAUAAGUAAAGAUUGGAAUGGUUGUGUUCCAAACAAUGGUGGCUGUAGUGAUAUAUGCGUGGCAGUCGAUGAAAGUUUAUACAAUGCAAAUGCCAAAUGUUUUUGUGAGGAUCACUUUACGCUUGAUCACGUUGGAGGAAAGUGCUUGCCACCAAAACACUUUCUGUUGGUCGCUAUUCGAGGUCACUUCAUACGUUUCAACCUGAGACAAUCAGUUACCGGUGACAUAUUUUGGAAAGAUGAUCCUCAUUCAAUUUUGUCAGUGACAAAUGUUGGCUCACCAAUUUCAGUGGCUGUUGACUUAUUUUCUGCAAAUCGUUCGAUUUAUUGGAUUGAUUCCAAUGAUGACAAAGUUAUUAAACGAUCAUCAGAUUUAUCACAUUCCGUGACCCAGACAAUUACAUUAUCGAGACGUUCGAAUUGUGCAAUACUUUUCCACUUAGCAGUUGAUGAAGUUGGUCGACAGUUAUUUGUUUCAUGUGCAGAACAUGGGCUCAGCUAUGCGUCAUCCAUUCAUGUUUGGCGUAUAAAGAAUAACGAUCAUUUGGAAUAUAUUGGCGUUGUUGUGUCAGGAAAAGAGCGUUCUCCGGUAACUGAUCGACCUCCUUAUCCCCGACAAAUUGCUCUUUUUCCUCGGCUAAACCUCCUUUUUUACGUAGAUGAUGGUGGUUCCAUUCCUGCGAUUGUUAGGUGUUCGUUGAAUGGUCGUCAAUGUGUACAGUGGGGAACACCAAAUCUAACACACACUGUGAAACUUCAUGCUUAUCAAAUCAACGACCGUUUGUACUAUACGACAGCAAACGGAUUAUGGUCACGAGAUGCACAUGUGUUUUCGGACGUACGUCAUCACAUCAAAGCGCGACCUUCGGAUAUUGAUAUGGUUCCAAUCACUGAGAAGAAAUUGAUAAUUGUUGCGAAAAAUGAAUCCCAAUAUGAUGAUUUGUUGUUGGAACUGAUGGAUGAUAUUCCUACUGUUUCCUUAGAUGAACUGAAAUGGAGCACACAGUCGCCUUACUCAGUCAAGCGUAUUCUUGCAUUGACGGUAGUUGGCAGUAUCGAAAGAGACUUUUAUGUAAAUUUGAACCAUACUUGUGCGGUAUCACACUGUUCACACUUGUGCCGAGUCCCACGAGAUUCCAGGAAACGUCAUGAAUGUCUCUGUCCUCUUGGAUUCGGCUUACAAGCUCCAAGUGAAACUUUUUGUUUCAAACAUGCAUCAUGUCUGCACUGGCAAUUUAAAUGUGACGAUGGACAAGAAUGCAUACACGCAAUUGCAAAAUGUGAUGGGCGUCAUGAUUGCACCGACGGUAGUGAUGAAUCUUCGCACUGGUGCGGCGAUGUUGCCUUUGAUAAGUGGCCAUGUGACAAUAGGAAAACAUCAAUUGCCCGAACACUUAUUUGUAACGGAGCAGAAGAUUGUGCUGAUGGGUCAGACGAGGCUCACUGCCGGUGUACCAAUCCGCUUUUUUAUUUCGACUGUACCUUUGGACCAAAUGCUGCAUUGCAUCCACCUGAAUGUAUUAAUCGAGAGUUGAUCUGUAAUGGAGUUAGCAAUUGUUACGCUGGUCAGGAUGAAGAGAAGCAACUGUGUGCUGAAUUUGGUGCGGCGGUAGCAAUUGCUCCAACUAUAUCACCUUCAUUCGAAUUGAUCAUACCCUUGGCUGUGUUUUUCUUGGCACUGAGCAUUACUGUGAGUGUGUGUUGUUGUCAUUUUUCAAAGCAUUCAUUAGGACAAAAUUCAGCUCAUGCAACAACAACACAUUCACUGCCAUUGAAUGCUGAGGCGCGAGUUCUACUGCCAGCACAUCCAGAUGGUACCCAGAUUGAGUUCCAAUUUCGUACCUAUUCUGUUGGAGCAUCAUCAUCGUUGUAUAACGCACUGCCUCCACCAAAUUCACGGUUUUCAACUGAUGCAAUUUCAAGUCCUCAGUCACUCACUGGUAAUCCUUCAGAAAGGAGUUCCAUGUUUGCUGCAGUUAGCGCUCCUGUGGCUAAAACGAAUUCUCGGAGAUUUUUUGCACCACCACCUUCUGCUGCAAGUUUGUCGACAUAUGGUGUUGUGAAACCAGCUGGAAUGCGGGUUCAUUUACAACAUGGUGGUGGUGGUACAGGUUCCACUAGAAACAGGCGAAAACAACGACAUCGUGCACGUACUGAUGGUACCAGAACUCAUAGUCCUCCACCAUCCUACUCAAAGGUUAAAACCACUCGUCCAGUUUGUAUUGAUCCAGGCGUAGGAUGCAGUGACGAAGAGUCUCAACAGCUGCAAGUGCCAACGAAUAGUAGAAUUGUUUCUUCAGUAGAUUCAUCAUCAGUGGAAAGCACGAAACGUGUAUUAUUACCAAGUAGUCAUUUCAUCUCAUCCGUUAAAUUUGCUCAGCAACAGCGCCUGCUCAGUUACUCGUCGACGUCUUCUGAUGUUUCACUUGAGUAAGGAGGUAAAAUGCUGUUAAUUGAUGGUUUAAAGAAAACAAUUGAGAGUAGAUUUUACUGCAGUUGUCUCUCUAGCUAAAGGGAGAUUUCUAAUGCUGUACGCAGAAAUCGGCUUGCAUGUGUGUGUUUCGAUGUUUCUUUAAUAUGACAAUGUAUAAAGAACUAUCCAACUUCCACUGAUCUCAUUUAUUCAUAUUUUGUUUUUAUAUAAUCGUUACUCUUAUUUAUCUUUCGAUUCUGUCAUUUAUUAGUUACUUGCUGUUAGUUGUUAUCGUGAAAUGCGUUGCAAUGGUUGAAAAUGUUCUAAUAUUUAAAAGGUUCACGGGAAUUUAUUCUACAGUAACCAUGAACAAGUUGCUGGAAAUGUUGUUCAUAGUUACAUUUGAAUUUUAGAAUCCGAAUGACUUCUCAAGGCACUUUUACAUUUUCUCAAGAAAUAUGACUGCGAAUAUACAUCAAAUUUUGUGUUAUAUGGCUUUUUUUCUAAUUCAUUAUAUUGUCAGUGUUCCAAACUGUGAAAUAUUUUUUUAUUGUUAAGUAAUUUUCUUAUUCCUUUUCUUUACUCUUUUAUGUUGAAAGUUUAAGGUAUGGUGUGAAUUUAUAUGAGAAAAAAAGUUGAAGAAAAUGAAGAUUGCUAGUAGCCUAAGAUUCUCCAAUUUGUCCUAUCUAUUAUUAUAACAAGUUUCCUAUUCUAUGUGGCUGCAGUUAAUAUAGUUCUCAACGAUUUUCGUAUGUCACUUAGUAAUUCGUAGAAAAUGCUAUAUUUUAUAGGGUCUAUUUAAUCAAUGAAUUUUGAAAAUAGCUCCUAACUGCUAUUGUUUUUAUUUGCUAAAUUCCACAAUUCGGGUCCAUUUCAAAUUUUUACUACUGCUUGUUAUGACGUUUUACUUUUGUUUCCACAGUAUGUCAUCUUGAAUCUGAGCAUAAAG
Molecule: messenger RNA, 6280 nt
Organism: Loa loa (African eye worm)
Lineage: Eukaryota; Metazoa; Nematoda; Chromadorea; Rhabditida; Onchocercidae
Product: low-density lipoprotein receptor repeat class B containing protein
Exons: 32
Coding region: 55-5352 (1765 amino acids)
Molecular function (GO): protein binding
Source: RefSeq, a predicted model, not a curated record